Aspergillus steynii IBT 23096 is the source of this 1293-nucleotide messenger RNA. RefSeq names its product isopenicillin N synthase family dioxygenase. Gene Ontology annotation, molecular function: dioxygenase activity. Bases 64 to 1251 code for a protein of 395 amino acids. Lineage: Eukaryota; Fungi; Ascomycota; Eurotiomycetes; Eurotiales; Aspergillaceae. The record is from RefSeq and is a predicted model, not a curated record. The transcript has 3 exons.
AACUGCAGUCGGGUAACAGAUAUAUUUUUCUUUUAUUUUUCCAACAACACAACCAAGCGCCAAAUGUCUACCACUACAAGAUCCGACUCUGUGCCAAGCACAACCAAUGCUUCCAGUGGAAAAAUAGUCCUAUCCCAGGGUAUCACCCGCGAGCUUUCCACCUCAAACGCUGGAAACUUCACCAGUAUACCUGUUAUUGACCUACGGCCUCUUACCUCUCCAACAGCCACAGCCACAGAAAAAAAACGCAUGGUCAGCGAGAUCCGAGACGCCUGUAUCAAGGUGGGCUUUUUCGUUAUAAAGAACCACGGAAUCGACUGGAACAUUGUUGAUGCUGCAUUUGAUGCCCUUGAGGAAUUCUUCGGUCUUCCGCUGGAAAACAAAAUGAAGAUUCACCAGUCUACUUCGCCGUCCUACAUGGGCUAUGAAGAGCCCUACUACACAAAUAUCGAUGGACUUUCUAAAGGAGAUUCGAAGGAAUCCGUGUACAUCAGCUACGAUCCAUAUCUUGAUCCUCUCGGAGUGGGCGACGCGAUGCCUAAGAUCCUCAAGCGGGACAAUCUCUGGCCAGACCCACAGGAUGCUCCGAAGUUUCGACCUGCGAUCGAGGCAUACCGUGCAUCGUGCUUGGAUCUGAUGAGGAAGAUGAUCCGUGUCCUCGCUCUAGCCAUGGGUGAAGAGGAGACCUUCUUCGACAAAAAGACAACAUACCCCAUUGCGACGAUCCGCGCGAUUCACUACCCUCCCCAGGAGGGAUCAGCCCAGGAAGAAAUCGGACUCGGUGCCCACACUGACAUCCAAAUGAUGACAAUGAUUGCCCAAAGGCCUUACUAUGCCGAGUCUCUCGAAGUCCUGAACGCUGCCGGACAAUGGGUCAAGCCCAAGCUGGAGCCUGAAACAUUUGUAGUCAAUCUGGGCGAUAUGGUUGGUCGACUCACCAAUGAUGUGUUCCAGAGCACCGUCCACAGAGUCUGCAAUACAGCGCCAGAAGGAAAGGUUUCGCAAAACAGAUAUUCUAUGCCCUUCUUUUUCGGUAUGAAUAAUGACGAGCUUGUCACUACGCUGCCACAGUUUGCGACGGAGGAGAACCCGCUCAACGAACAGUACCUGCAUGGUAUGACUGGUUAUGAGCACUACAAUCGACGAUUGCAGCGGGCGCACCACAAGCAUCCGAGCGCAAUCAACAGUGCAUCGACGGCUCUGCCACCAGGCAUGACGAAAGUGAAUGGUAUUCUUGUUAGUGACAUGUGAUGGUAGCAUCUCAAUGUUUCUGGAGAUAGGCCUGUGGUUUAG